Echinostoma caproni is the source of this 294-nucleotide messenger RNA. Lineage: Eukaryota; Metazoa; Platyhelminthes; Trematoda; Plagiorchiida; Echinostomatidae. The record is from the annotation of a GenBank genome assembly.
GAACGUGCAAGAACAGCAAACAACGAGGGAGGUUUUCUCUACUCGCUAUUCUCCUCUCUAUUGCCGGACGAUUCGUUGCAGCGCGCCAUGCAACAGUUUAUCCAACCGAAUAACGAAAAUGAGCCAGGCGCCACCGGUGAACAGACUUUGGGCUUGGCUGCAGAACGACUCGCUGCUUCGUUACGCCGAGUGCUGGAUCAUAUCGAUCCGCGGCGUGCUUGGAACACGACCGCCACCGAUGGUACCGAGCAACAACAACAACAAGCACAUGAAGAACCUCCCCAGGAGAGUUAG